This is a messenger RNA of Mesorhabditis spiculigera, 2646 nucleotides long. NCBI's taxonomy places the organism in Eukaryota, Metazoa, Nematoda, Chromadorea, Rhabditida, Rhabditidae. The record is from the annotation of a GenBank genome assembly.
AUGCAAGAACUGACAGAUGAGCAAAGAGAGACGAUCCGGAAGAAUAGAGAGCGGGCCCUUCAGAUCAGGGCGGAGAAAAACAAGCCGCUGACGGAUGAGCAACGGGCGACGAUCGAAAGAAAUAAAGAGCGAGCUCUCCAGAUUCGUGCCGAAAAGGAACGGCAGCGAAAUGAACAACUCAAUUCUGCGCCACCGACAACGAGUUCCGUCAGUCCUCCUACGAAUGCCGAGCUUACGGAUGAACAACGAGAGAGAAUCCGGCAGAACAGGGAACGUGCUCAAAAGAUUCGUGAAGAGAAAUUGAGAAACGCCCAAGCCGGCCCGACUACGAGCCCACCUGCAACUUCUAAUCCGGAGGACCGAAGAGCCAAUGUUUUUUCUAUUUUUGAAAAGGCACAUACGGCGGGCCCUUCAACGAGCACUGGUGACGCAAAUUUGUCGUCCGGAGUCACUAGAACGCCGCCCGUCCCUGCGAAGAAUAUGCCAAAGUCGCGAAUUAGGGUGGUGUUCAAGAUCCAUGAUGAGGAUACGGCGGUGAUCACUUAUAGCCCAUAUCACGAUGCGAUCAAUGAGGCGCUCCGGAAAGUGCCAUCAAGGCGAUUUGAUGAAAAGGCUAGGAAGAAUUUUAUCCUAUUUCGUGAUAUCAAACGGUGCGAGCGCGAACUGAAGGCAUUGCCGAAUGUGGAGGUGACUCUGGACUCGAUUCCUGACGAAAUUUGCCAACUUUUAUGUCGUGAUGACCAUCUCAAGCAAGCUGUGCCCAACGACUUGCGGAAUAUGGUGGAUCCCGUUUUGAUCGACUUCGCCUACGCAUACCAAAAAGAGGGAAUCGCGUUCGGUAUCGCGCGGAAUGGCCGCGUGCUGAUUGCUGAUGAAAUGGGCCUCGGCAAGUCAAUCCAGGCAUUAGGCGUGGCCCGAUUCUUCCGCGCUGAUUGGCCCCUUGUUAUUAUCUGCCCAGCGGCAGUAACAACCACCUGGUCUGACACCGUUCGCCGGUUCCUACCACAAGCUGUCAAAAAGGAGCGCAUCCAUUUGCUGACGAAAAAGCUGGACGAAUUGCCACAGGAUCGCCGCUCAUCGACGGUGAUUAUCAUGAGCUACGAUCAAAUGACUGCUCGGGAAGAUUUGUUGAUCAAAAACCGCUUUCUGACCUAUAUUUUCGACGAAAGCCAUCAGCUCAAGGAAGGCAAGGCGAAGCGAACUAUGGUUGCACAGAAGCUCGCAAAAAUCGCGCAUCACGUUAUCCUGUUGUCUGGGACCCCAGCGUUGUCGAAGCCAGCUGAACUUUUUUCACAGGUUCGGCUCGUCGACCCAACGCUCUUCACGAGAUUCGACGAUUUCGCCAUGCGAUACUGCGAUGCGAAAGAAGGCCCUUUUGGUCUGGAAGCCAAAGGAUGUAGCAACACAGAAGAGCUGACGGCCAUCCUGAAAAAGAGGAUUAUGAUCCGACGAAUGAAAAACGUUGUGCUCAAAACCCUUCCGCCGAAGAAGCGGGAGAUCGUGUUUAUCGAGGAUGGCAAGAUCAAUUUGAAGCUUCAAAGCCUGCAAGAUGCGAAAAACCUAUUCGAGAGUCGUAGAGGUGGCAACGGUGGCGACGUUUUCUCGAAAGGCAGCGGAGCGUUUGACAGUUUGAUGCAGUAUUAUCAGGAAACUGGAAUCGCGAAAGCCGCUGCCGUGUCUGAGCAUGUCAUCCGCACCUAUUUCCCCGAUUUCGAAAACGGCGUUCGGCCGAGUCGGAAGGUGCUCAUCUUCGGCCAUCAUCAUAUUGUCCUUGACACCCUGGAACACGAGGUCAAGUCGCGCGGAAUUGGAUAUGUUCGCAUCGACGGGCAUACGCCGCAGCAACAACGAGGGUUGAAUUGUGACCGCUUUCAGAAUGACGACGACUGUCUGGUAGCUGUGUUGUCAACCACGGCCGCUGGCGUCGGAAUCACAUUGACUGCAGCCUCGAUCGUCGUCUUUGCCGAGCUUCACUGGACACCGGGAACAUUGCAACAAGCCGAGGAUCGGGCCCAUCGCGUCGGACAGCUACACGAAGUACAGGUCCAGUACCUAAUCGCCAAGCACACGGCCGACGACUACAUCCUGCCAAUCCUCGAGAAGAAAAUGAGCAUCCUGGACCAGGUCGAGCUCAAUUCGGAGAACUUCCAAGAUGCAACCCGGCGCCACGAAAACGUUAAUCGUGGACAGGUGAAGCGCCCACUGACCGACUGGCUCGGCGAGGCUCCUGCAGUUCCGCCAAAGAAGGAUGCCAUUGACCCCAUGUCCGAGAAGAAGAGCCUGUGCGAUGGCGAGAAGCAGCCCGAAGAAAUGCCCGCGAAGCCGAAAAGGCGUUUUAUGAUGUCCGUACCGCUGCUAACGAAACCGAUUUUGAAGCGACAGCAGACGGUGGAUCGCCCCUGUGAAAUGGACCUCUUGCCGCCAACCACACCCCCAUCCUCUACCGAGAGGAGCAAGAAUAAUAGCGAAUCCGAGCCGACAAAUCAUGGAAAUGAGCCCGUCCUCCCACCCAUCUCCAGGCCGUCUCCGAGCGCCGGGCAGUUUCAUGGCGCCACGCAUCUCUCGCCCAGUUCCUCGUUCCGCGCCAACAGACCGACUAACAUCAUCAUCAAGGACCCGCUCGCCAAUCGUCUGGCGGCGUUCUCA